Letharia lupina is the source of this 1599-nucleotide messenger RNA. RefSeq lists its product as uncharacterized. Gene Ontology annotation, biological process: transmembrane transport. The coding region runs from base 1 to 1599 and encodes 532 amino acids. Gene Ontology annotation, cellular component: membrane. The record is from RefSeq and is a predicted model, not a curated record. The transcript is spliced from 3 exons. Gene Ontology annotation, molecular function: myo-inositol:proton symporter activity. NCBI's taxonomy places the organism in Eukaryota, Fungi, Ascomycota, Lecanoromycetes, Lecanorales, Parmeliaceae.
AUGGCCAGCUGUGACAAAGUUGACAAUAUCAUGGUCUUUCCCGAUACUACGCACGUCGAGGUGUCUGAUCAAGAUGGAAAUGACUCAAUCGAGAAUGUAAACACUGGUCCAUUCGUCUGGCUUGUCGCAGGUGCGGCGUCCAUUGCUGGCUCCCUAUUCGGGUACGACACCGGUAUCAUUUCGGCAGUCCUUGUCUAUCUCGGUACAGACCUCAAUCACCACACAGCUUCUGCGAACGAAAAGGAACUGAUCACUUCGCUUUGCUCGGGUGGUGCUUUCAUUGGAGCCAUCAUUGCUGGCUUGACUGCCGACAGAUACGGUAGAAAGGUUGCGAUCUAUGCUGGGUGCUGUCUCUUCACCAUCGGUGCUAUCCUCCAAGCCGCUUCCUACACCAUUGCUCAAAUGGCCGUUGGACGUCUCGUUGUGGGCUUUGGCGUGGGAUCUGCCGCCAUGGUGGUUCCCUUGUACAUUGCCGAAAUUGCUCCAACGAAAGUACGCGGCCGCAUGAUCGGGCUAAACAAUAUGAGCAUUACUGGUGGCCAAGUUGUUUCGUACGGGAUUGGCGCGGCCUUUGCUCAUGUCACCCACGGCUGGCGAUAUAUGGUCGGUCUUGGUGCAGUCCCUGCCAUCAUCCUCGCGUGUAUCUUGCCCUUUUGCCCAGAGUCCCCACGGCAAUUGAUCUACCACGGAAAGAUCGAGGAGGCAACCAGGGUCAUCCAACGGAUCUACAAGCAAGCUUCGCCUGAACAAGUCCACGCCAAGGUUGCUCUCAUCGCUGCGGCCACUGAGGAGUCCAAGGCACUCAACGAGAACGAGACUCGGUGGUCCAAGGUCAAGAAACUUCAUACCAAUCCAGCGAAUUUCCGUGCUCUCGUCUGCGCUUGUGGCCUGAUGGUGAUUUCCCAGAUGUCCGGUUUCAAUACACUCAUGUACUACUCUUCAACCCUCUUUGCCUUGGUCGGUUUCUCCAACCCUGUGGCUGUCGGCUUGGUCGUUGCUGGUGUCAACUUUAUCAUGACUUGGGUCAACAUGAUGACUGUGGACCCUGUUGGUCGUCGUCGGGUUCUGAUCUGCACUGUUUGGGGAAUGUCUGCUGGGCUGCUCGCUGUCGCCGUAGCCUUCCACUUCAUUCCGGUCAACACUCACACUCUCGUUCUCGAAGCGACUACUGUCUCGGCGCCAGCAAUCGUCGUGCUCAUCUUCAUUAUUUGGUUCGUCUUCUUCUAUGGGGCCUCAGUAGGUAACACAGCGUGGAUGUCGACCGAUUUCUUUCCCAUGGAAGUGCGUGCGAUGGGCACAAUGUUCCUGACUUGUUCCUGCUGGGGUUCCAACAUCAUCGUCUCGUCGACCUUCCUCACCAUGAUGAAGAGCAUGACCCCAUCCGGCGCGUUUGGCUUCUAUGCCGCCAUCUGCGGCAUCGGCUGGGUUUUGAUCUACUUCUUCUACCCUGAAGUAUCAGGCUUGACGCUUGAGGAAAUAGGAGAGGUCUUCCAGCAUGGUUUCGGUGUCAGCUACGCCCGACAAUUGAGGAAGGAUCGCAAGGACAUCAUCGCGGAAAGGUCGAAGAGCAGCGAGAUGUCUGUCCCCAUAGGCCAUUGA